Bufo bufo (common toad) is the source of this 5248-nucleotide messenger RNA. RefSeq names its product furin, paired basic amino acid cleaving enzyme (gene FURIN). Gene Ontology annotation, biological process: peptide hormone processing. Gene Ontology annotation, molecular function: serine-type endopeptidase activity. Gene Ontology annotation, cellular component: Golgi membrane; trans-Golgi network. The transcript is spliced from 16 exons. The record is from RefSeq and is a predicted model, not a curated record. Bases 1080 to 3437 code for a protein of 785 amino acids. NCBI's taxonomy places the organism in Eukaryota, Metazoa, Chordata, Amphibia, Anura, Bufonidae.
GUGCACCCUUGCUCCAGACGUGGAGAAGGGCAUUUCUAGGUAUGUCUAAGGCCAUAUGCCAGGGGAGGAGCGGGUUAACUGUCCCCUGUCACCUCAGUUCCUGGCAGUGUUACACGGUGGGCUCUGCUACAUAGCGGCAGCCAGUGGGGGUCAGCCCUCGGCAUGUCAUCCGCUGCCCUGGGCUGAGGUAACGAGGCGCUGAGCCCGGGCCGCGCAUGCACGUCGUCAGAGCAGCCCCGCGCGCCGCCUGGAAGAGGAGGAGGAUUAGGAGGAAGACGAGCCCCGGUCGCCCCUCUCCCAUGCUGCUAUCGCCACAGCCGCCGCCGCCGUUGUUGUCGUCGUCGUCGUCCCCGCAGCUCUCGCCCUGUCCGGCCGGUCAGCUUCUCCGUUUCUUCUCUGUGGCCGGAGCACACACCCAUAGAGCUGCCAGUGCCCGGCGAGCGGGUGAUGGGGGGGAGGGAGGGUUUGGGGGGAUUACCGGGGACAUGCGUGGAGCAUGUAGCGCGUUCCUACAGCCAGGUGAGCGCUCAGGCGGCGGAGUGAAGGACCCGGAACCCCGCGCGCACAGGCAAGGCGUGCUUCCCGGAGUAAUCUCCAGUCUGGCACUUGUCCCCGCCCCCGUCCGGGCUCUGGAAGGGGCGGGUGUUUGGAGACUAGACUUGCUUUGACGGCGAUGACGCUGCCCCCUGCGUCCCACAUAAAGAAGUAGGCAGGAGGGGAGCCGGACAGUCGGGGAAACUUCUGCGCUCGCACUUCGGGAUCCCGUACCAGAGGAGACGAGCGGCCGGGAGAACAUGUCCUGCCCCGGGGCGCCUCGCGCUGGCUGAGCCUCCUCCAGGAACAGAGUUUGGACAUAAUUUUCGGUCUGGGGAGUCUUCUGCAGCUUAAGGAGGAUUGUUGUGGAUUUUUUUUUUAUUUUUAUUUUUUAUUACUUUUUGCUUCUACUUGGAAACUUUUUGUUUUCGGACCCCAUGAUCCCCAGGACUCAACGAAGUUCUUGCGCAGGACAAGCAGAUUGUAUCUAAUCUGGCUUCUUUUGAGGACUGCUUUGCAUUGAUUUAGGAGCACAAAGCUUUGUCAUGGAUCUGAGGCCUACCGUUCUCUUUCUAUUCUGGACUUCCCUAUCAUUACAACUGAAAGACUUGGCCGGACAUAAGGUCUAUACAAACACAUGGGCAGUCCACGUACCAGGUGGUCCUGCAGUGGCUGAUCGGAUAUCCAAAAAAUAUGGCUUCAUUAACCACGGCCAGAUCUUUGAGGAUUAUUAUCAUUUUCAUCAUCGGGCUGUGGUGAAGAGAUCUUUAACACCUCAUAGAACCAGACAUUUCAUGCUAAACCGAGAUCCUCAGGUGCACUGGGCAGAACAGCAGGUGGCAAAGAAAAGAAGGAAAAGAGAUAUUUUUACAGAACCAACAGACCCAAAAUUUCCACUGCAGUGGUAUUUGUAUGAUGCAAGCCGUCAUGAUUUACAUGUGAACGAAGCUUGGGCUCAGGGUUACACUGGUAAAGGCAUUGUGGUCUCCAUCCUGGAUGAUGGUAUUGAAAAGAACCACCCAGACUUGCAAGGAAAUUAUGAUCCAGCUGCCAGCUAUGAUGUCAAUGACCAGGAUCCGGAUCCACAACCUCGAUAUACGCAGCUCAAUGAUAAUAGGCAUGGAACCCGCUGUGCAGGAGAAGUAGCUGCUGUGGCAAAUAACGGCAUAUGUGGUGUUGGAAUAGCUUAUAAUGCGAAGAUUGGAGGUGUUCGGAUGCUGGACGGUGAAGUAACAGAUGCAGUUGAAGCAAGAUCACUAGGGCUAAACCCCAACCACAUUCACAUCUACAGCGCCAGUUGGGGACCAGAAGAUGAUGGAAAAACUGUAGAUGGCCCAGCCCAUCUUGCCGAAGAGGCCUUCUUCAGAGGUGUCAACCAGGGUCGUAAUGGUUUGGGCUCUAUAUACGUAUGGGCUUCUGGGAACGGUGGGAGAGAACACGACAGCUGCAAUUGCGAUGGCUACACAAACAGCAUCUAUACAUUGUCCAUUAGCAGCACCACCCAGCUGGGCAAUGUGCCGUGGUACAGCGAGGCCUGCUCCUCUACACUGGCAACCACAUACAGCAGCGGCAACCAGAAUGAAAAGCAGAUUGUAACAACUGAUUUAAGGCAGAAAUGUACAGACACUCAUACUGGAACAUCUGCGUCCGCCCCUCUGGCUGCUGGAAUCAUUGCUCUAGCUCUGGAAGCAAAUAAUAAUCUCACAUGGAGAGAUAUGCAACAUCUAGUGGUGCGGACCUCAAAUCCAGCGCAUCUCAACACGAAUGACUGGAUCACAAAUGGAGUUGGUCGGAAAGUCAGCCAUUCUUACGGCUAUGGUCUACUGGAUGCUGGCGCCAUGGUUGCUCUGGCUAAGAACUGGACCACCGUGGGACCCCAGAGAAAAUGUGUUAUUAACAUUCUCACAGAAUCUAAGGACAUAGGGAAGCGAUUGGAGGUCAGGCGAAAAGUGGAACCCUGCAACGGGAUGUCCAAUUACAUCAGCACCUUGGAGCAUGUUCAAGCCAGGCUAACAUUGUCCUACAAUCGCAGAGGAGACCUCGCCAUUUAUCUGACAAGUCCUAUGGGCACCCGCUCCAGUCUGCUGGCACCUAGGCCUCACGAUUAUUCUGGCGAUGGCUUUAAUGACUGGGCUUUUAUGACCACACAUUCUUGGGAUGAGGACCCUGCAGGAGAGUGGGUUCUAGAGAUUGAAAACGCAAGUGGAAACAAUAACUAUGGAACCUUGACGCAGUUUAUGUUGGUAUUGUACGGUACCGCCUCUGAUCCGCCAAGCAUUUCCAACCAAGUUGACGGUGGCGGGUGUAGAACCGUUGCCUCGGGCCAGUCCUGUGUCGUUUGUGAAGAAGGCUUCUACCUGCAUCAGAAGACCUGUGUGAAGUCUUGUCCACCUGGCUUCACUGGCAGCGUCCAAAGUAUCCAAUACACACUGGAGAACAGCAUAGAGCCACUGCUGGCCAAUGUUUGUGUGGCAUGCCAUCCUUCCUGUUCCACCUGCAAAGGCACUAGUCUAAAUGACUGUCUUAGUUGCCCUGCACACUCACACUACAAUGAGCUGGACUUCUCCUGUUCACACCAGGCUCAGAUUAGCAGAGAAUCUCCACCAUUGAAAGAGGUGGUUGAAGAAGCUGCUGCCAUGACCUCAAACUUACCAAUAAUUGUGGCCAGCCUUAGCUGUGUCAUGAUUGUCGUCAUGUUUGUCUCAGUCUUUUUGUUCCUUCAAGUGCGCUCUGGGGUUAUCCUGGGCAAGAAGAAAUUGUAUAUGUUGGACAGUGGGAUCAUCUCUUACAAAGGGAUCCCGUCAGACAUGUGGCAUGAAGAAGGAUUCUCGGAGUCUGAAAUAGAGGAGUUUGAUCCUCACAAUGAGAGAACUGCUUUUAUAAAGCAACAGAGUGCCCUUUGACAGUUGUGACAUCAGCCCAAAACGUCAUGAUACAGACUCCAUUUAGGUUUGCUUUUAACACUGGACCCGUCUUUGUAGGUACUGAGGUAACCAUCAACAUUAUGAUGAGGAUUAUUCCAUCCAGUGCUCUGGCGAAAGUCCAGGAAAUGCCUAAAGUUUAAUUUUCUCAAGCAUUUUUUUUUUCCCCUCCAUCUUCCACCUUUGUCUGACUCGUCUUUGUGUGGGUUUGUAUCAUUUUUUUUUUUUAUUCUCAUUUCCCAGGAUGAUAUUUUUAAACAUACAGUGCCUAUGAAAUGUCCAUACUAGUUUCUGUAGAUUUCCUUACUUGACUUUGAAGCAGGUACCAUGAACCCUUUCAGUGCCAGAAUGAGCACCUAUUCUUCAAUAAUGCAAUGGUAGUUGUGAUUUAUUCCCAGCAAGUAAGUACAAUGCGAGAGGUAUUGUGGAAGCGCAGAAAAUGAAUAGCCUGGCUGACAGGAACCUCCUUGUAGGUUGUAAAGCAUUUUACAACAAUUCAGUGGAAAGCAGUACAUCAAAGUCUCAGUUCUGGAUUGGUAAUCUAUGUAGAGAAGCAAGGUCAUGUCUCAUACACUAAUAGGAUCGUCUGCCUGGGCUUGGCAGAGGGAUAUCCCAGUCAACACGCUGCAGAAUGUUAAUGUGCUACAGAGAGUAGCUUGCAUUGCUGCCGUUUCUAGGACGAACAUAUAGUCGCACUUUAGGGGAGCACGCAAUCAUAGGAUGUCUGCAUUUUGUAAUAGUGAAAAUAAGGUUUAGAAACCAUGUCUAUAGGUUAGUCUUGGAGAAAGGCCUGCAGCACAGUUCAGUACUGUGGACCGUGGGAGAAAUAUUGGGUGCUUUGCUUGUUUUUCAGCUCUUCAUGUUCACACGGGUUAUGUGUAGGCUUCCUGCAGUUUGGUGAGGAUUUGUUAUUGCCACCCGCCCUGGCACCACUGAUUUCCAUCACAGACUGAGGGGGACCACACAGUAUAGAUACAUAUGUAGGCUCUAGUAUAUAGAAUAUUUUCCAAAACGUCUUGGUAAUGACAAAAGGAUGAUAAUUGCUGCUUAGACUGUUCACCAAAUGUCUUCUCCAUUGUGAGAAAUGCUGCUAUAUCUUUCGAGGAGGUGGAGAAUGCCAGAGUAGGAAAUACCAAAUCAGACCUCUGUAAUCUCCUGAAUCCCAUGCAUAGCCUAUUCCAAAUCUAUGAUUUUCUUUUUUUUUUUUUCUUUUUAUUGCUGUAGAACAGGGGGUCAGCAACAUCUGGCACCCCAGCUGUUGUGAAACUAAAACUCUCAACUUGCUCAAUACCCUUAUGUGAGAGCUCCUAAAACGGCUGAGCAAGUGUGCAUGCUGGGGGUGGUAGUUUCAGAACAGCUGGGGUGCUGGAGGUUGCUGAUACUUGCUGUAGGAUGAUUUAAAAUGUAAUGGAUUUGAUUGUGUUCAUUGUAUGUCAGUAAUGUAAAAGGGAGGUAAACUGUGUUUGUGUGGAUUUUUCAGUGUGUGUUUAAAUUAGUUGGUUUUUUUUGUUUUGUUUUUUGAGAUAGGAUGUUCUUUGACUUUUAGUCUCUUGUUCUCCAUACAUUCCAGAUUUAUGCCUUGUAAAUAUUGUGGUUGAAAGCUCUACUAAUCAUUAACCUUAUGGAACCAUCUACAGUAGACUUGGGAUGUGUUCACGUGUGUCAGAUCGAACAUUGAAUUUGGAUGGGAUUCUGUGUCAAAAUGUCAGUCAAAUCAAACAGCAGUUCGCAUCCCAUGUAUGUGCGUGGGGUUUCGGCAACUGUGCUCACAUGCUAUGGAAAUUUUCUGGGUA